AUGGACGACACAGAUCGACCAGUCAGGGUUGCGGUAGUCGGGUCUGGCCUCGCUGGCCUGUCGACCGCAUACCUGCUCUCGAAGGUCCAGGCGACGAGGCACGAUGGCACUCUGCUCAGCAUCGAAGUCCACCUCCUCGAGAAGAACGAGGACCUGGGCAUGGACACGGCGUCGCUGUCGGUCAAGACGGAGGAGGGGUCGUACAGGGUCGACGUCCCGAUGCGCUCUAUCAACGGAGGCUCGCACAGUCGCGUCCGACAACUGUAUCAGCACUUGGGCGUCCCGCUCGUCGAGUCUGACUUCUCCUACUCCUUCUCGCGUCUCGCCCGGCAACCUGCCGCUUCACCUCCUUCGUCUGCUCUUCCUUCUGUCGACACCAGCGACGAAGACUCGUCUGUCCCGCCCACCCCUCCACCCGAGUACGCACAGUCGACUCAGUCCCGUGCGCCCACUCCUCCGCGACGUCGCCGGCCAGCCAGGCUCGACAAACCGGUCUCUCCCCCUCCUCGCCCUGCACAAACGACGUCAAUAAUCUACGAAGGCGCCUCCGGCCUGCGCUUCCCGCCCGUCUCAAUCCCCUCGCACCUCCGCCAAUCAAGCUACCGCACCCAAAUCUCCUACUUCGCCGACACACUCCUUCUCGCCCUCUCCUACCUGUACAUCCUCCUCCUCGCCUUCUUCUACGUCCGCCUCGGUCUCGCUCAUCCAGCAUCUACCAUCCCUCCACCCAAAACCCUGCGCGACCAUCUUCGACAACUCUGCUUCCGCCUCCUCAGGCUCGAGAACGUCGCGUCUGUCCCGCUCGGCAAGUGGUGCGAGAGGCACAGGGUGCCGAGAGGAAUGAGAGAGGAGGUGUUGGUCCCGCUGAUGGCGGCGGUGGCGACUGUUGGAGUGGGUGAGGCGAGGGAGAUGCCGACUGGAGAAGUACUGGACUACAUCGUCGACACCUUCGCCAACUCGCACUACGUCACCUCUCCCUCGUUCGGCGUGCGAGGAAUCGUCAAACGCCUCGUCGCCCCUCUCCCGCCCUCAUGCACGCACCUCGGCGUCGACAUCGUCUCGCUCUCUGCUAUCGACUCGCACGAAGGCGCCUAUAAGAUCGUGUUCAGCCAGAACGGCAUGGAGAAGACGCUCCUCGUCGACCACAUCGUCUUCGCGACUCAGGCGGACCAGGCAGCGCGACUCCUUUCGAUGCUUCCCGAACACGACGAAUCGACGCAAGCCGUUGUCUCUGCUCUCAAGCGCUUCACCUACGUCCGCACGCUUGUCGUGACGCACACCGAUGCCUCGGUCCUCCCUCCCGCCCAAUCCGACAGACGCGACCUCAAUCUCGCUGUCUUCGCCUCAUCUUCCAUCUCCGCCUCGCCGCCGCCUUUCGAGCCAUCUUCAGAAGACGACCUCUUCCUCCCCUCGACCUACGUACAAACAACGCACAUAAUCUCGCACCCCUCGUCCUCCUCUUCCCGACCUGUGUUCCAGACGACAAACCCAAUUGUCCCUAUCUCGCCAUCACACGUCCUCUCCAGCACUUGGUUCUCCCGCGCAUUCGUCACCAAGCGCUCGCAGGCGGUUCUCGGACGCUUCCUCCUCGACGGGUGCAAGGAGCGGCGAUCAAAGCGAACGCUGCAGGGCCUGCCGCUGGGCGCACAGGCAGAUGCGAGAAAAGGCGGCGUCUGGUUCACGGGCUCGUACCUCGCGCCGGGGAUCCCGCUCCUCGAGGGAUGCGUAACAAGCGCUGAAGGCGUCGUCCGCGAGUUGCUGCGGCAAGAAGGCGGGACUGUAUCAAGCGCAUUGUUCUGA
Messenger RNA from Rhodotorula toruloides NP11, 1800 nucleotides. RefSeq lists its product as uncharacterized. The coding region runs from base 1 to 1800 and encodes 599 amino acids. Lineage: Eukaryota; Fungi; Basidiomycota; Microbotryomycetes; Sporidiobolales; Sporidiobolaceae. The transcript is spliced from 5 exons. Gene Ontology annotation, molecular function: oxidoreductase activity. The record is from RefSeq and is a predicted model, not a curated record.